This is a messenger RNA of Thermochaetoides thermophila DSM 1495, 243 nucleotides long. RefSeq lists its product as uncharacterized. The transcript has a single exon. Bases 1 to 243 code for a protein of 80 amino acids. Lineage: Eukaryota; Fungi; Ascomycota; Sordariomycetes; Sordariales; Chaetomiaceae. The record is from RefSeq and is a predicted model, not a curated record.
AUGCGUCAGAAAGCUUUCUUCUCCCUUUUAGGGCCAGCUUUGGCCCAAGGCCCUCGCCUCAACAUCACAGCCCUCACGUCCCGCGACGGCUACUCCGUCCUCGAGUGUUGGCAGCUCUCCUCCAUUCCCAUCGAUGCCAUGUCCGCGGCUAAUUACGCCAUCGGCAACACUACUGAGGCAGUCUGGUCGCGCAUCGAACCCCGGACAACCGUCGGCGAGGCGUGGGCACCUCACGUUCAGUAA